ACAUUUCGGCUGUUCCAUCAAUUGUGCAUAUGAGCGCAUCGUCACCUAUUCUAUCUGUGUUUGUCGAUUGUAGUACGUAAGGUUAAUUUCUCUGAUGAAAAUAAGUCUUCAUUAAUUUUAUGUAUUAAUUGUAAUGUUCGCAAAUUCGAUUUACCGGAUGUAAGUAUUAAACAGGUGCGCGAAAGUGUGUGGAAAUCGCUUCAGCUCACAAGGCCUUUCACCACACCCAAGGAAAACAGGACUACCGGAACGAGACUAGGAGAUUCCUGGUGAACUGGCAAGGCCUACCGGUACCAAGGAAAGGUUCUACUCCCCAGAAUCAGUUUUACAAUUUCACAUGUGUUGGCCUAAGGAUAUAGCCGACUAAUUUAUUGUCGGUUGGACUUGAGUAGAAAGGAACAGAGAAAGACUCGCCGACACACACUACCAUCAUGGCGUGUUGUUUGAGCGAAGAAGCGAAGGAGCAAAAACGGAUUAAUUGCGAAAUAGAAAAGGAACUGAGGAAGGCUAAAAGAGAUGCCAGACGGGAGUUGAAACUUUUGCUUUUAGGAACUGGAGAGUCUGGAAAAAGUACAUUCAUCAAACAGAUGAGAAUUAUCCAUGGAACCGGCUACUCCGAGGAGGACAGACGAGGCUUCAUCAAGAUCGUCUACCAAAACAUCUUUAUGGCCAUGCAUUCGAUGAUUAGGGCUAUGGACACCAUCAAGAUCGCGUUUGAAGUCGCAGACAAUGAGGAGAAUGCGACCAUGAUCAGACAGGUUGACUAUGAGACUGUAACCACACUGGACUCGCAGUCAGUAGAGGCGAUUCAGUCACUGUGGGCCGACGCUGGCAUACAGGAGUGCUAUGAUAGGCGGAGAGAGUACCAGCUCACAGACUCCGCCAAAUAUUACUUAGAUGACGUUGAUAGGAUUGCGGCACCUAACUAUCUGCCCACAAUUCAAGACAUCUUACGUGUGAGGGUUCCGACUACAGGUAUAAUAGAAUACCCCUUUGAUCUGGACAGUAUAAUAUUUAGAAUGGUGGAUGUGGGAGGACAGAGGUCUGAACGGCGCAAGUGGAUCCACUGUUUUGAAAAUGUCACGUCCAUCAUGUUUCUUGUAGCCUUAAGUGAAUAUGACCAGGUUCUUGUGGAAUCUGAUAAUGAGAAUCGAAUGGAGGAAUCGAAGGCACUGUUUAGGACUAUCAUUACUUAUCCCUGGUUCCAGAACUCCUCCGUCAUCCUCUUUCUCAACAAAAAAGACCUACUCGAGGAGAAGAUUAUGCACUCACACCUCGUAGACUAUUUUCCAGAAUUUGAUGGGCCAAAGAAGGAUGCUCAGUUGGCUCGCGAGUUUAUAUUACGGAUGUUUGUGGAUUUAAAUCCCGAUCCAGAUAAGAUAAUUUAUUCACAUUUUACGUGUGCAACAGAUACGGAAAACAUUAGGUUCGUGUUUGCGGCUGUGAAGGAUACUAUUCUACAGCUAAAUCUAAAGGAAUACAAUUUAGUGUGAGGAUGACCUUUACCAGCAGGUCAAAGGUCAGGUACGCCCACCUGCAUAGACAGUUCAUUGGUGUACAUUAAUAAGGGGAGGACACUAGCCUGGUGGCCUUUGACCCCAGUUAGUAACCUCUGACCUCAUCCAAUUACCAUCUCUGACACGUGGCCUUGGCUUGAUCGACAUUUAACACACAUUUGUUACGAGCCGGCCCAUUGUUUGAUUGUGGGCCGGGUGAUCAUCAAGCUGGUGUUGUAAUGGCCGGUUUUAUCUUGAACCGGUUUUAUUAACAAUUCAAAAGUCGGUUUAAUUUAAAACGGUUUUAUACAUAUAUAUACAUACAUAUAUAUAUAUAUAUAUAUAUACAUUUAAAAGAAAACUGGUUUUCUUGUGGUGUGAGCUGGAUUUGUCUGGCUCAAGGCUGCGUACCAGUCAGUGCACGCGACAUUGUGUCAUGUUUUUGGGAGAUAACAACAUUUUAAGAGAAGCACUUACGGAGCUUGAGCUAUUGGACGCCAUCUACAUUCGUCAAUAUAUGUAGUGACCACCACCAACAUACACGGUGGCCAUUUUGAAUGCGUGCUAGUAAUUAAAAAAAAACUUUUUAUUUAAAAAAAAAAACCUGUGAUUGUUGUGACAAGAGAUAAAAUGCAUUGUCCAGCGGCCAGAAUCGAGGACGACCGGUCAAUGGCUUGACAACCAACAUCGGCAGACCCAGCAAAUCUCCUCAGUCAGUCUGGCAGCAGAUUUUACGUGGAAUAUCAAAUUUGUGAACAGAACAAAAUUUUUCUGGCUGGAAUGACCUGAUUAGCUGUUGUUGAUACUGUCAGACAGUGAGGCGAACAGAUCUGGAAGAGAUAUUUACCCCUGUCCAGUUGGACAUUCAUUGGAGGAACAUUGGGGGUUUUUCUCGAUGGACAUACAAUGUUUUAUCAAUUAGCCAACAGCGAAAAGGAAGUUUUGUCUGAUAGACAAUUUUUGUGUUUAGAAUCCAAAAGCUAACAACUUUUAACAGUAGUGAAAAAUGUGGCUUGAUACAGUACCGAUGUUAUGUAAACUUUUUGAGUCCCUGUGGGCGCACUAUAGCGUCCAUGGACCACAUUUUGAUAACUCCUUAGAUGCAUGCUGUAAAGAACGUGAGGUAUAGAAAGAGUUGACACCAAAUUUGGUAACUGAACUUCAGGGUUUAAUGAAGUUGGAGGCCAUCUUGAUUGAAGUUCUGCGCCACUAUUCUUCUCCAUUGAUAAUUUUUAUAGUGCACUUGCAACUGAGAAAUAUUUUAAUUGAAAAUUUUCAUUUCUUGUAGUUUUAUAAACUGGGGAACUUAUAGGUUGAGACACUUUUUUGACAGUAUAAAUUACAAAUGACGAAGACCAUAGGAAACGGGACAGCAAUUGGUAGAGGCCUUUGAUUGACAAGAGGGAAUCAUAUUUGUACACAGAGUUGGAGACACAGUAUAUACUGUGAUAGUUUAAGGGUGUAAAGUUCACAAAAUGAUACAGCAACAUUCAUACAGGAGACUGCAAAGGAUUUACUCAAGUAAACUGAUUAUAUUGAUGAAAAACCUUGGUGUAGUUACGAUAUGUACAUGAUCAAAGAGGAAUUUAUUUUGGAAGACUAAUGCAAAAAUAUUUCUGAAAAAUGCUCUUGUUCAGUUAAGGUGGCUCUACCCAACUGCUGGCCAGACAUUGACCGCUUAAAGAUUGACAAACUGACCAUACAGGAAAUGACCACUGAUGUUGACAAAUUAACUGUACAGGACCUGGCUGACCAUAGAGACCAACUUACUGUGUAGAGACUGGCUGAUGGUACAGACUUGUUGACAGUAAAUAUUAGCUGACUGCGCGACUGACGACAGUAGAGAGUUGGCCGACAGUACAUCUAGAGACUGGCUGACGGUGGCUGACAGUAGAGACUGACUGACUCUGGCUUACAGUAGAGACUCACUGACUCUAGCUGACAGUAGAGACUGGCUGACCAUGGCUGACAGUAGAGACUGACUGACUCUGGCUUACAGUAGAGACUCACUGACUGGCUGACAGUAGAGACUGACCGACUCUGGCUGACAGUAGAUCUAGAGACUGGCUGACUGUGGCUGACAGUAGAGACUGACCGACUCUGGCUGACAGUAGAGACUGGCUGACUGUGGCUGACAGUAGAGACUGACCGACUCUGGCUGACAGUAGAUCUAGAGACUGGCUGACCGUGGCUGACAGUAGAGACUGGCUGACCGUGGCUGACAGUAGAGACUGGCUGACUUUGGCUUACAGUAGAGACUGACUGACUUUGGCUGACAGUAGAGACUGGCUGACUCUGGCUGACAGUAGAGACUGGCUGACUGUGGCUGACAGUAGAGACUGGCUGACUGUGGCUGACAGUAGAGACUGGCUGACUCUGGCUUACAGUAGAGACUGGCUGACUCUGGCUGACAGUAGAUCUAGAGACUGGCUGACUGUGGCUGACAAACUGUCUGAUUAUAGCCGACUCAUUUGUUGACUACAGACUGGCUGACCACUGGGAGAUUUAUGGAGCUGUGUUGGAGAGAUCAGGGCAGCAGUGGAUGAUCCACUCCCCUAUUACCACAAGGUUGAAUGGCUACACUGACGGAAACAUGUCGUAUCGUAUGUGUGUGCAUAGUGCAUGUAACUUAUCAACACCUGCGCCGGGAGCAAAUCAAAGGCCACUCUCCCUGUACUUGCCCUUCACACACCCAGCGACCUUGAUGACCUAAAGGAAAGGUCGUAACUAGUCGGGAGCUGGACGUCACCAUGACGAUGGUUGUUGGGUAGAGAGGGAGACUUGCGUUUGUUUUACGAAGGCGUGGCAGUGUUCAGUUUUAGUUCUGACAGAAUCCUUUUUCCUCUGUACAAAUGUCUUAUAGUGACACUCUUGACUGAUGUCUUACUGUGCUUGGUUCCAUUAUGUGCGAUGUCUUGGCUGAGAGAUAUGAUUUUUUAUAGUUUUUUUUAUAUAUAUAUUUGUUUUGUAUUGCUUGAGACUGAGCCUGGGUGACAAAGUUAGUAUAUAUAUAUAUGUAUGUAUACAUAGCUAUACAUAUAUCUCUGUAUACCUAUGUAUAUAUAUGUGUAAUAAGUAUAUAGUGAGAGUGUGUAUAUAUAAAUAGAUUUAAUGGUUACGCAUGAUUUGUCAGCCUCCGAGAUUUGACCUUAAAAAAUUGUAUCCCGUAUUUAUGACCAGUCAACAUUGAGAAUGAACAAAGGUUCAUUCAAAUUGUCACAAUUAAUAUUUAUCUUGUUUUAAUUGUAUAUACUAAGAUAGGGUUAAAUAGAGAUCUGUUCUGAACAGACAAAUGCUUUCCUUGGAAUCCAGUGUGUACGUUGGUAACAGCCGAACCGGGAGGCUGACUUAUUCUGUUCCCCAGUCAUGAUCUGAGGCGUGGAUGAUAUGUAUGUGUGUGUGGUGUGGAGCUCAUAUGCAUGUGUAAAAUGUUACAUGUGUGAAAGGGUCUGGCUGUAGUUUAUUAACACACCCUAGCAAACGUGUCCACCAUUUAUAUAGGACACGAGGAGGUGCACCAGUGCAGGAGAACUGUAAAGGGAGACAACUCUUCAAUGUCUGGAGUCUUUGCCCCCACAUUGGUGCGGUACGGGAGCAGCAGGCACAGACAGGGGAGACAACUCCCGUUACAAGGGUAGAUAUAUAUAUAUACACGAGUCUCUGUACGCAGUUUAUAAUGUAGUCCCAUAAAUGUUUGUAUUGGGGCUUUGAUGGACAGGGUUUAAUGGAAAAUAUUUGAUUUUUAUUGAAUACAAAUGUGAAAGCAUGCCGAUCCUGAUAUAUAUGUAGUAGUUGGUUGUUUACUAAUAUUUACCAAUGAUCCUUAUAAAAAUCACUGUAAUGCUCGGACACAGUUUCAUGAACAAUUGGUAGAUUUCGUGCAAUUGUCAUUUCACAAAUGCAAGGAGUAAGUACAGACAAGGGGAGAUAACCCAAUUUCUUUCCUUAAAAGUGAAAUCUUAUUGUAUUGAAGGGAGAGUUUCCAAAAUUGUGAAAUGGUUUCAUCGCUUGCAAUCUUCUUACUGUGUUAUUAAAUAGCCAUUAAAAAGAUUGAAAGCUUGUAAAUGUUCUGUUAUAGAAAGGGGUGUCUUGGGGUUAAUUACGGAGUUGAAAACCCUGCUCAUCAUUACUACGCAAAGUCUCAACUUACAAAUUGCAGCUGAAGCAAAAAUAAUCUGAGUGCUAGGUGGUGAUUUACUGUGUUAUAAGGGUUGUGUUUAUCGAGAGUCUCAGUUGGAAACAGAUUUUAUUAUCAUAUAUUAUAUACAUAUAUUUAAUAGCACUAACAGAUGUUUGCCCAUGUUGUUGUAGAAACAACAUUAUCACAUUUUCAUUUCAAUUCUCAUUUCACUGCAAUAUUUCAGGUGAACAGAAACGAUGACGCAAAUGAGAUAUUUUCUAAUGUAUGUCUUUAUUUACCAUUUCAAGGAUCCUGAAAAGGCAUAUUUGUGAUUAAACCAAAACUUCAGUGCUCUCAGGCUUAUGUCAUAGGAUGGGUAGACCAGGGCGGUUGUAGAUUGGCGCAACUUGUUUACCUCAUUGGAUGGGUAGACCAGGGCGUUUCUAGAUUGGCGCAACUGGUUUACGUCAUUGGAUGGGUAGACCAGGGCGUUUCUAGAUUGGCGCAACUGGUUUACGUCAUUGGAUGGGUAGACCAGGGCGUUUCUAGAUUGGGACAACUGACUGAUGUCAUAGGACGGGUAAAGCAGGGCGGUUUCUAGAUUGGGACAAGCUGACUGAUGUCAUAGGAUGGGUAGACCAGGGCGUUUUUAGAUUGGGACAACUGACUGAUGUCAUAGGAUGGGUAGACCAAAGCGGUUCUAGAUUUGGGACAACUGACUGAUGUCAUAGGAUGGGUAGACCAGGGCGGUUUUAGAUUGGGACAGCUGGCUGAUGUCAUAGGAUGGGUAAAGCAGAGCGGUUCUAGACGGAUUAAAUUAAAUUGAUGCACAUUAUAUCUAUUCAACUUCAUAUUUUGGUAUGGUUUGCGUAAGAGAGUGGCUAUUUCAGUACUGGGGUAGGAGUCGGAGAUAGAAGCAGUGUCGAUGACUCGACUUUUGUGACAACCGUCUGUAAUGUUAGUGGUAAAGCGCAAUAUAUUUUUAUGUUGAUAUUUCCGUUAAUCUAAUUUCAAAAUACCAUAGACAUCACAGCGGGAAGAAAUCUGUAUGGUUCAGAGACUUUUUGUCAUGGAUUUGGAUGUAAGCAUUCUGCAACCGUUACUGUCAAUGAAGACCGCAUAGAGUAGUAUGAUCAUUUCUUCCUCCAAUCUUAAUGGUUUUGAAAUCUGCGAUUUUAAUUGGAACAGAGCAAAUGAAACAUAUUAAGUUAAAAUAGGGAAUGUCUACUUUUGUGAGAAAUGUUCCUGUAAAGUUUUACUAAUGUGACAAAGUUUUCUUGUAAAAUUGUGAGGCUGGUUUUCCUCUGUUAUCAAUUAAAUGUAUAUGAAUACCUGGUAUGUGUAGCAUAAAAUGAGCAAAAAAUAUUUAUAUCGGAAAAUUUUAGGGAUUUUUUUAAAGGUCUGUUAAAAGUUAGGUAAUUUUACAUCCUAGUCUUAACAGGUUAAUGGUGUUAUAUCUGAAACUGAAAACAUUUUGGAGAAAUAGGAUUUUAUAAAGUUUGGCACUGACAGGCUCAGCCACCCAGAGAUCUUCAGUGGGAAAUUACAAAAAAAAACAGACUGUUUUCAGUCCUGGUCCUUCCCAUUUUACAAUGCAAUUAAUUUUGUUAAUUUUAAAAUUGAACUGUGAAAUGAUAAUGUACAAACAGUUGACAUGUGUAAUCAUGAGCAAUUUUUUAAGAUUCUGAUUGUGACUAAGUGAUUAUGUUGCACAACUCGCAGUGAUCAUGUUGUAUUUGAAACAAAAAAUGAUUUGUAAAAACGGAAAACUGUACUGAUUGACCCAAAGGGAAGUAAAAUUUUGGUCACAGCCUUCUGACAUGUUGUAGCUAGAUCGCUGCCGAUUUCUGAUGUUUAGUUAAAAGUUUGUACUGGAGGGAAAUCGAGGUUAGAGUCACGACCUUCCGACAUGUUCUGGAGGGAAAUCGAGGUUCGAGUCACAGCCUUCUGACAUGUUCUGGAGGGAAAUUUAGGUUCGAGUCACAGCCUUCUGACAUGUUCUGGAGGGAAAUCGAGGUUCGAGUCACAGCCUUCUGACACAAUCUGACCAGAUCUCUGCUGCUUUCUGAGGAUGAAAGUGAUAUUUAAUGAUCUGCUGAAAGAAAACACACAAAUAUUAUUAAAUUAUUUUAAAGUGGUCUUAUAAUUGGCUAAGAUGCUCUUUAGGCCGUUAAAUUUGGUUUCAUAUGUCAUCAGUUACAUAAAGCAUGUAGAAAGUAGGAAAGUUUGGUUUUAUAUGUCGUCAAUUUAUAAAAAAAAAAAAAGCAGGCAGAAAAUAGGAACAAUUUUAAUGAAAGUACAAAUUUUGUCAAUGACGUCUGGCAGUAAUAAACUUUUGAGAACUGAUGUCGCUUGUUGUACUCGGCUGAUUUUUGAACACUUUGUCUUCAGUAAACAGCCUCGAUAUUGCUGGCAUUUCUUCAAACAUUCUGUUCUUGUCUGUAGAGGUCCGGCAGGCAGUUGUUUCCUGUAUAAGGCCAUUGUUCUGGACAUGCUGACUCUGUCUCGGACAAAGGCUUGGCUGUCACCUGGAGUUCUCUCCCCUUAGGUUGAUCUGUACAGUGUCUUGUUGACACAGUGAAGUUUUAUAUUGGUGUAUAAACAUAUUUGAUAUGCAUUUUUUUAUGUAAGUUUUUCUGGACCUGUUAUACCUACAAUAACCACAGGGAUGUGAUUUGGAAGUAAAUUAAACUCAUAAUUCUGAGCAGCCAUUCUGGAGACAUUUCAUCUCAAUUAAAGGAGAUCAAAAACUCAUUAUAUAUUAUUUUCUAACUUGCCGCUUUUUUAUUAUUAUUUUUUUAAUUAAUUGAUGUUAUUGUUUUUUUCAACACUGACUCAAUCACAGGGACUUGGCACAAAUUUCCAGUGGAUAGUCCAUAUAUAGUUUAUUUGGAUACAUAUAUGAACCCUGGACUGGGAACUAGUGUCACACCCCUGUGUCUCUGGCUGUAGUUCACUUUGCAUUUAGACAAGUUGUACUUCAGGGCUGGAUUUUGGAGGAUGAAAUUUAUAUUAGAAUUGAUCUUGAAUAUAAUUAUGUAUCUUAAUUCAUCAGCAGUCUGAAUAUUAUCUGUCUGGAUUCAUUAUACUUAGUUUGGUUUACUGUAAACCGUAGCUUACCUGUAAUUGUGGGCUAGAUCAUCUUCGACUUGGGGCCUUUCUCGGUGUUUCGACCAAUCUUUUGACCAAGCUUUCCUUUCAAAUUUAAAAAAAAAGAGAGAGAAUGUUUUGUUGCCACAUUAAAUCUUUUGUUUCUACCAAUUUUAACAUAGUGAAAUAGUUUGUCUACUCAGCUAUUUUUACAUUAUAGGUCAUAGAAAAAUAUUUUAAAAACAUUUUCAUGGCAAUAUUCAAGUCAAUUAUCACAUUUUGAAAUUGAAAGUUUGUUAAAAGUCAUUUUUAUUUCUCAUACGCAUUUUUGUCACAGUUCAAAAACAAUUUUAGCAAUUGUAAAUGAAUUUUUUUUUUCAAAAUUCACACGAAGAAUGAUGACUGAGAAACUGUUGUGAUAUUUUAGAUUUGACUUUGUCUAGUUUAAAUCUAUAGAUAAUGAUUCCCUGGGCCAUAUACUAGAGGCUUGUAGUCCUCUGUCAUUAAAACAGUGAUUGUGAGACUGGGACUACACUUAAAUAUUGGUUUUCUCAUUGGAGCUGUUGUACCUAGGUGAAUUAGUCGAGUACCGUCUUUGGGUUCUUGAUCGGUAAAUAAUGACAGCCUCGUUUUCACCCAUCAGGUGUCGUAUGACAGCCUCAUUUUCAGAUAUGAUAGGAUAUCUUAUGACAGCUGCGUUUUCACCCAUCUGACGUCUUAUGACAGCCUCGUUUUCACUCUAUAGACGUCUUAUAACAACCUCAUUUUCAUUUUUCAGACUAUUGGACAUCUUCUUAUUAUGGACUUAUUUUCACCUAUCAAACGUCUUUGACAGUCUCGUUUUCACCCAACAGACGUCUUAUGACAGCCUCAUUUUCAUCUAUCGGACUAUUGGACAUCUUAUGACAGACGCGUUUUCAUCCAUCAGACCUCUUAUGAUGGCCUCGUUUUCAUCCAUCAUACCUCUUAUGACGGCCUCAUUUUCACCUAUAAGACGUCUUAUGACAGCCUCGUUUUCGCCCAUCAGACAUCUUAUAUUUAUGUGUGGGGAGAUGUUUAAGGCUGAACUGUAAUUAUUGUUCUUUCGUAUCUCCGACUGAGUGAGAGUUGACAAAUUACGAAUUGGCGUGCAAUAUUUAUGUCAAUAUUUUUUUGUUGAAGUUGGAAAUUGGAUUAUUAUUAUUGAUUAUUAUUAAUAUUCUAUGUAGAAAUUGAUUUGUAGUUACCUGGUUUGAAAGGAAGGACAGCCUCCUAGUGCCGUUUAAUGCGGUUUCUGUUUUCUGAAAGUGGCAACUGUCGGUAUCGGAGAGAAACUCUUCUGGGAUCACGUCAUGUCAAAGUAAAACAAUAAAACCUGAAUGUCGUAUA
Pecten maximus is the source of this 10074-nucleotide messenger RNA. Its product is annotated as guanine nucleotide-binding protein G(q) subunit alpha. NCBI's taxonomy places the organism in Eukaryota, Metazoa, Mollusca, Bivalvia, Pectinida, Pectinidae. The transcript is spliced from 8 exons. Gene Ontology annotation, cellular component: heterotrimeric G-protein complex. Gene Ontology annotation, molecular function: GTPase activity; guanyl nucleotide binding; G protein-coupled receptor binding. Bases 432 to 1493 code for a protein of 353 amino acids. The record is from RefSeq and is a predicted model, not a curated record. Gene Ontology annotation, biological process: adenylate cyclase-modulating G protein-coupled receptor signaling pathway.